AUGACUGAGAACAUGCAGGUUGGGAGGUUAGACCUCGCCAGCCGAACCAUUGACUUAACAACGGUUUUGCUUCGCGCAACCUCGUCGUCCGGGUCCCUGCUCAAAGGCGCCUGGGAGAUUGGGCAGUGGCUCGGCCGCGAAAGGCUGAACCAGUACGAGCUUCUCGACUGCAUGGAGAAAGCUAAGGGCUUCGCGUUUGCAAACCAGAGCGGUCAGCAGUUCUUCGACAAGAUCAUACAAGGACUCGAGACCUUGCCGGUUCGUCCACUAUUCCUGCAGCAGUCAGGGUCGCUGGGCCGACUGAUGGCCGGGGAUCCGAGCCUGAGCUGGAUCGUGUCGACUGUGGCAUGCCUCUUCCAGUACCACAGAGAUGACAUGCUCGUGACCGACACGGUGACGGCGUGUAUCAUGGAGUCUCACCGCUUGAGAGAGCAAGAGCACGAUGUCGUAACUCGAGACGCAUUCAUGUAUAACCCAGAACAUACAAGAGUGAGAGCAGUGGUGCGCAAGAUUGUCUCAAGCGUGUGGUACAACGUCGUCAACGUUGGCUGCGACACAGUCCCGCUGCCCGACGAGCUCCUGGCCGUCUGUUCACGAGGCCACUACCUCGACCCUGGCGACUUCGGUGUCGUCGUCAACACCAUAUAUUCUCGAUGCCCGUCCAAGGCGAUCCUGCGGACAACUCAUCUUCUGCGCGAUGUCAUGCUGUGGCUUCUCUUGCACUACGACGGCGCGAUUGUCGUCAAUGUCGGAGGGCAUAUCGUCUACCGCGCGGAUUUCGGCAACCCUCUGCGCGAGCUCGAGGUCAACGUCGCCUCUCCAUGUCCCCAAGAAGGUGACUGUGAUGUCGUGCGUCAGGCGUCGUACCAAAUCCUCCGCCACGUUUCAGGAAAGUUUGAAGAUUUUCUGACAGGCUAUAUUUCUUCCGACUUUGAUGACUCACUGCCGCGACCGGGAAUCCGGCAGAAGUUGUACGAGAUUCCUCGGCUAUAUCCCAGGGCUAGUCCCAUGUGGAACGAGGGUGUGCAGAUAUUGAUCAAGUGCACAGCGCAGUCUAUAAUGCGGUGGUUGCUAGGUGUCCCGCUGUCCCCCCAAACAGACUCCCCAGGGUUUAGUGCCGAGCCGCUCCGACAGGCCGCCGAAGGCGAAAUGACAGUCUCACUAGCGCUAGGAAACGUGCCAUCAAUCCUCAGUUUACAAUGGGGCAGCUCACCCGGGGCUCACAUCACCUUCAAAAGCCUGGCCGAAGUUACACGAUCUUUCGCCAGUCACCGUUACGAAUUUGGUGAGGGCGGUUUUACGGGCUACCGUUUGAUUGCCCUCCUCGAACUCUUUCCGAUUCUCAAAGACAUGGCGUCUAAAGUGGGUGCGGAAUGUCAGUGUUCAGAAUGUUCAUUGGUGAAAAGGGGGUCGGUGAAGCAGAGCGGCCUUAAGUCAGGUUGUCUUCGUCGUCUAGCCGUGGAGGAAGCUCUCUUACUCAUAGCACACGGUGUCGCGGAUGGAUUCUGCGUUGACACUGCAUCCUCUGUUUCUGAUUCUACCCAUAUUGUCGAGGGAAUGGCUACUCUGCUCUUGGAAAUUUCAUCUUGA
Messenger RNA from Fusarium mangiferae, 1590 nucleotides. RefSeq lists its product as uncharacterized. The transcript has a single exon. Lineage: Eukaryota; Fungi; Ascomycota; Sordariomycetes; Hypocreales; Nectriaceae. Bases 1 to 1590 code for a protein of 529 amino acids. The record is from RefSeq and is a predicted model, not a curated record.